Molecule: messenger RNA, 429 nt
Organism: Lolium rigidum
Lineage: Eukaryota; Viridiplantae; Streptophyta; Magnoliopsida; Poales; Poaceae
Product: cortical cell-delineating protein-like
Exons: 1
Coding region: 1-429 (142 amino acids)
Source: RefSeq, a predicted model, not a curated record
AUGGCAUCCAAGGUUGCGCUCUUCAUUGCCAUGAGCCUCCUCUCUGCCGUCGCGGUGCACGGCUGCGGACCAUAUUGCCAGCCACCGGUCGUGGUGCCGACGCCACCCGUCGUCGUCCCACCACCGUACCAUGGAGGAGGAGGGCAUGGCCAUGGCGGUGGGCAGUGCCCCAUCGACGCCCUCAAGUUGAGGGUGUGCGCCAACGUGCUUGGUGGGCUGCUCGGCCUCAAGGUCGGCGUUCCGACGUACAACGAGUGCUGCCCGCUGCUGAAGGGGCUGGUCGACCUCGACGCCGCCGUCUGCCUCUGCACCGCCGUCAAGGCCAACGUCCUCGGCAUCGUCCACCUCAACGUGCGUGCGGACAUCACCCUCCUCCUGAACCACUGCGGCAAGUCGUGCCCGUCCGAUUUCACUUGCCCAACCCAUUAG